Molecule: messenger RNA, 2427 nt
Organism: Ogataea haglerorum
Lineage: Eukaryota; Fungi; Ascomycota; Pichiomycetes; Pichiales; Pichiaceae
Exons: 1
Coding region: 1-2427 (808 amino acids)
Biological process (GO): magnesium ion transport
Cellular component (GO): membrane
Molecular function (GO): magnesium ion transmembrane transporter activity
Source: RefSeq, a predicted model, not a curated record
AUGGUCAAAACAUUUCUUGGUGACUUGCUCCUGUUCCUGGCGCAUGAUGAGUCCGUUAGUUUUUCACUGGUGGGAAAUAAGAUUUUAAUAGGCUGUUUAGUGGGUCUUCUUUCAUCUGCUUGUCAAUCAGUUGGUCUUAUUCUUCAAAGAAAAUCUCAUUUGGUACAUGAGUCUGCUGCUCUGAGUGGCCAUCAAUUGUCACCAUACAAAAGAUCGUUGUGGCAUCUAGGAUUUUUGUUAUUCAUCAUCUCUAACGUUUUUGGCUCUACCAUCCAGCUUUCUACUCUUCCAUUGAUUGUAUUAAGUCCUCUACAGUCGAUAGGUUUGGUGUUCAAUACCAUAUUCAACGCUCUGAUCUUACAUGAGAAAUUCACGCGACAAUCAUUUUAUGGAACUAUGCUGGUUGGUGUGGGAGCAUUCUUGAUCGCUUUAUGCGGGGGUAGUAUUGGUGAACCAGAAUAUGACCUUGCAGACUUUAUGGAGCUCCUGAGUCAAAAGGGGUUUGUUGUUUGGAUAAGUGUGGAAUUUGGGAUAAUUAUUCUCAUAAUUUCUUGGAUAAUGAUAUCAUCAUAUGAAAUCUCUCGCGAAUCGAGACAAGGCCAGGUCAGCCCCUAUAUACAACGCUUACACGUAUUUGGUGCGAACUUGAAAGAUCUUCUCAGAAGUGUUCAGGACAACGAUUCAAAUAGUGAUUCUAGUCCUCAACUUUCAACAAAUACGUUCAAGGAAAAGUUGCUCCAGCUUCUUUUAUGGGUUCUUCGCUGCAGCUCAGCAGUUUACCAUUUUUUGUUUGCAUUUCCACUGGGAACUCUGAAAUCAAUCCAAGGUAUAUUAUAUGGAGUUACAUCCGGUAUGCUUUCCUCUCAAUCUUUAUUGCUUGCAAAAUCCGCCAUAGAAAUAGCCCUUCUGACUCUCUCCAAUCGCAACGUGAAACAGUUGAAUAACUCAUUGGUUUAUCUACUGGUAUUUGUUUUUCUAGUACUGUGUUUGUCUCAAUUAUAUUUGCUGAACCGGGGACUAAAACUGAUCAGUACUUCUAUCCUAUAUCCACUAGUAUUUUGUGUCUACAACGUCUCAAACAUAUCCAAUGGGUUGACAUUCAACAGGCAAUGGUCCCAGUUUUUUGGAGCAGCCGGAUUUUUCAUUUUUUUGGGAACAAUUUUGGUCGUUCUUGGCGUGUUCGUUUUGAGUGAAACAUCCAAACAGACUCAAACUCGGUGUAACAGCUCUUCAAGAUCUAAAUCUCCGACAAGCUUGCCUUUAUUCGAUCCAGAAUUCCAAGAUUAUCAAAGUAUAGCUCAAACAACUCCAAAAUCAAAACAUAAUAGAAAGUUGUCUCUCAGGGAAGGAAUGAUAUCUUGUAUGUUUUCUUUGACAGAUCCCUUUGAUCCAGAGAGCCCCUAUUACGAUCCCUUCAAUGCAGAUAUGUCACCAUCCGGAGUUUCAAACAGAUCUUUGCCCGCAGACUUGAUAAAACCAAUUAUCAAGAAAACAGGCGAAAAUCUGAAUAACGCUGGCAAAAGAGUUUCAGGAUAUAUUAAAAAGUCCAUUGACAACAUUCAGAUGUCGCCUAGCUCACUUGAUGAACCACGCAAGCGAGAUAGGAAUACGAUACUCUGCGACAAUCGUCGAGCAAGUCCCCAAAUUCUUGAUGCAUGUUCUGAACAAACUGAGUACGUGUCGUUCGAUUCUCUAAAAGAGCUCAUAAAUCGGAAUGAUACUACUUACGCAUCUGACCCUUUUAAGGACGGACCUAAAGCUUCCCAUAGAAGUAAACAACAAUUACUCGAUUCUCAAGAAUCUGAUUUAGGUUCCUUAGGCUAUGGUCCAAGCUCGCAAAAUCUACUCUUGACAUCAAAUACGCCAAUCGAUUAUCAUGGAGCUUGUCUUCGUUCCUAUAAGUCUACCAUUCCUACAAGACACAAAAGAAAGUCCAAAGUUAGAGAAAAAUGGUUUUUAGUAAGCGAGGGCUCUCAUAAAGCUCCACUCUACGAAUAUCAGACCAAAGAUACAAGUGUAACUGAACCUGAGUCUCCAGAAUGUAUUCAUUCGUAUACUCUGGCUUCAGAUGACGAGUACAAUCCUCAUAAUGCCUUCAACUUUUCGCUAAAUAAAACAAUUAAUGAGAUACAAAAUCAACUCAACGGUAAUCCGGAAAAAGGGGUAAUGUUUACAAGUCCAAACUCAAACUCAACUAAGAAUUUGUUUGACAACAUUGUUAAUGACCAAAAUAAACCUGUUUCAGAUUUGAAUCAGGCAGAUCAGAGAUCCACCUCAGUCACAAAAUCAAGUCCAUACUUGAGUGCCCAGAGUGCACACAGCAAGUUUUGGGGCACGAACAAUAAACUCCAUGGUUCUAUGGGAAAUUGGACAAAAGUUUAUUCUUACGAACAAAAACGGGUACACGAAGAAUUAACGCAACCAUAA